AUGAAAGUAUUGGCAUUUGUGUUUGGCAGGGAUGUUCGGUCACCAGGAUGCUGCCAAAAACUAGAGGCCUUCAAAGAGGCAGAUGGACAAGGAAAAAUGAAGCGGAAUAAUGUGGUACAUGAAAACAUUGGCAUUUGGCAGGGAUGUUUGUUCACCAGGAUGCUGCUGAUACUAAUGUGGCUGCUGAUGCGGCCAUGUCCCAUAGUGUGUGAGAUGAAUUCCAUCAACUGCACCAUAUUCAAUGAUCCCGUUCCUAUUCCUCACCAGUUUUAUCAGUCAGGGGACGUACUCAUUGGUGGGAUCCCCUCUCAAGCUGCAUUCUCAAAUAACCUUCUUUCUUUCAUAGAACAUCCUGCACAAAUGGUGGUUGAUGACCCUGCGUCAGUAACAAAAUACUACCAGCAUAUCUUGGCCUUGGCAUUUGCUAUCAAAGACAUAAAUGAGAAUCCCAACUUCUUAUCCAACAUCAGUUUGGGUUUCUACAUCCUCAACUCUUACCCUAUUGGAAGUAUGACAUAUAGGGCCACUCUCUACCUAUUAUCUGCACAACAGAAGCUGGUACCCAACUUCAGCUGUACUACACAGAAGAAACUCAUAUCACUCAUUGGAGGACUUCUCUCUGAAGUCUCUGCUAAUAUUGCCACCAUUCUGAACAUCUACAAAACUCCACAGGAUGACAAAAAGCAAUUCCCUUUUGUGUAUAAGAUGGUUCCUAAUGAAGCCUAUGAGCAUAGGGGAGUUGUCCUACUACUGCGCCAUUUUGGAUGGACUUGGGUUGGCCUCCUGGCUGUGGAUGAUGACAGCGGAGACAAGUUUCUGCAGACUGUGGAACCAAUACUGAUUGAAAAUAGCAUUUGUGUUGCUUUCACUUUCCGAUUAGCCAAACCAUCUUAUGCAGAAGAAUUCGCAGAGUUGUUUUUUAUGCAGUGGGAAAAAUACCCAGUUCUCUUGGACAGAAAAGCCAACGUAUGUUAUGUACAUAGUCAACCACCAGCCAUGAUGAUACUACGUUCAAUCUUACUUCAGGCACCCAUAUUUUCAUUACCCUUACCUGGGAAAGUGUGGAUUACUACAUCCCACUGGGACUUUGAGUCAGCCUCUAUCCAAAGGUUUUGGGAUAUUGAGAGUUUUCAUGGUGCCCUGUCCUUUGCAGUCUAUUCCAAUCAGCCACCCAGAUUCCAACAAUUUCUUCAGACCAUAAAACCUUCUUGGGAUAGAGGAGAUGGUUUUAUUCAGGACUUUUGGGAGCAGGCAUUCAGUUGUUCAUUGAAAGUAUCUAAAGAGGAGAAGGAAAAUAAACAGACCUGUACUGGGGAGGAGAAACUGGAGACCCUUCCUGGGGUUUUGUUUGAAAUGGGUAUGAGUGGUCACAGCUACAACAUCUACAAUGCUGUCUAUUCAGUGGCACAUGUUUUGAAUGACAUCCACUUAUUGAAAUCCAAACACAAAAGACUGGUAGGAGGAGGAAGGGUGGAUUUCCAGAAUGUACAGGCUUCACAGAUCCACAGCUUUUUAAGGAGCAUCUUGUUCAAUAAUAGCAUUGGAGACACCGUACGCUUUGAUAAAUACAAUGAAUUAGUGACAGAUUUUGAUGUUACCAACUGGGUUACCUUCCCAAAUGGCUCAUUUGUUAGAGUCAAAGUUGGAAUACUGGCUCCCCAUGCCCCUCCAGGCAAGGAACUAAGUCUUAAUGAUGCUCAGAUUGUGUGGCAUGGAAGUUUUAACCAGGUGCUGCCUCUAUCUGUGUGCAAUAAUCAUUGUUUUCCUGGCUACAGCAAGAGGAAGAAAGAGGGAGAGAAAUCUUGCUGCUAUGAUUGUUCUCCAUGUACAGAAGGGAUGUUCUCUGAGCAAAUGGGUAGGAGAUACAUGGAAGCCUGUGUCAAAUGCCCCGAGGAUCUUUAUCCCAGACGAGAAAAAGACCAAUGCAUCCCCAAGCGUAUAAGCUACCUCUCUUACCAAGAAUUUCUAGGGAGGGUGCUAGCUAUGUUGGCUAUUUCUUUAUCUACGGUGACAGUCCUGGUGCUUGUCACUUUCAUUCAGCACAAGAACACGCCCAUUGUCAAAGCCAACAACUGUAGCCUCACCUAUAUUCUUCUCAUCUCCCUCCUGCUCUGCUUCCUCUGUUCACUGCUCUUCAUUGGGAAACCUGAGAAAAUGACCUGUCUUCUUCGACAAGUGACAUUUGGCAUGGUUUUCUCUCUGGCCCUUUCCAGUGUGCUGGCCAAAACCAUCACUGUGGUUCUGGCCUUCAUGGCCACCAAACCAGGAUCCAGGAUGAGGAAAUGGGUGGGCCAAAAAAUGUCAUAUUGUAUUGUCCUUUCUGGUUCUGUAAUUCAAGCAGCUAUUUGUACUCUUUGGCUCAGUACUUCCCCGCCCUUCCCAGAUCAGGAUAUGCACUCGGUGUCUGGGGAGAUCAUUUUGGGUUGUAACGAAGGGUCAGGUGUCAUGUUUUACUGUGUUAUGGUCUAUAUGGGCUUCCUGGCCAUUGUCAGUUUCACUGUGGCUUUUCUAGCCAGAAAAUUACCUGACAGUUUCAAUGAAGCCAAAUUCAUCACUUUUAGCAUGUUGGUCUUUUGCAGUGUUUGGGUGUCCUUCUUCCCAACUUACUUGAGCACCAAAGGGGAAUCCAUGGUGGUUGUGGAAGUCUUCUCCAUCUUGUCAUCCAGUGCUGGGUUGUUGGGUUGCAUCUUUUCCCCUAAAUGUUAUAUCAUUUUGCUGAGGCCAGAGCUGAACAACAGGGAUCAGUUAAUUAGGAAAGGAUAA
Messenger RNA from Gekko japonicus, 2763 nucleotides. RefSeq names its product vomeronasal type-2 receptor 26-like. Gene Ontology annotation, biological process: G protein-coupled receptor signaling pathway. The coding region runs from base 1 to 2763 and encodes 920 amino acids. The record is from RefSeq and is a predicted model, not a curated record. Gene Ontology annotation, cellular component: membrane. The transcript is spliced from 6 exons. Gene Ontology annotation, molecular function: G protein-coupled receptor activity. Lineage: Eukaryota; Metazoa; Chordata; Lepidosauria; Squamata; Gekkonidae.